AUGGACAAAAUCAAUUUCAUUUGGCAGAAAGCGCAGUCUCGUCUUGACCGCCAAGAAGCUGCUCAAAAACUACAGGUAAGGGCAGAGUUGAAAUUUUGAAAUUGAGAAAAUAUUGAAAAAUUCCAAAGGGGGGACCAAGCUAACUUUUUUUUCAAAAUUAAAAAAAAUUUUUUUUUGAAAUUAAAAAAUUUGGAUUUUAAAAAUGAUUUCAUAUCCUUCGGGCAUAGUUUUUAAAAAUUUUUUCAUGUCCCACCUUCUCCCCCCCCCCAAAAAAAAUUUUUUUUUCCAAAAAAAUCAGCUUGGUCCCCCCUGUGGAUUUUUCUGCCAAAAAACACAAAAAUUUCAAAAAUUUCAAUUUUAAUUAUUAAAAUUUUCAGGAAGAACUAAAAAAGUUUGACCAACUGUACGUGAGCAUCAAGCACGAACAACAACAGCAUCACAAGAAUACCAAAUCCGUAAGCGAAGCCGAUGACAAACUCGAGAAACUCCUCGAGCGCUACAACCUUGACGAAGCUCUGAAUGCGUUUAGAAUUGUGAGUUGGCUUGUUUUACAUUACUAUAAUGUUUUAUAUUACUGUAAUAAUUUGUUGAAAACUGGUUUUUCGUGUGUUUUAUUACUUUUGGAAACAUUUUUCAAAAUUUUGAUUUUUGACAUUUCGUCAACUUUUUAUUGGAAAAUUUAUUUUUUGUCUUUUAGUGUAAAUAAUGCUUAAAAUUAAUGCUAUUACACUUUUUAAGCAUAAUAUCACUUUUUUGAUUUUUGACAUUUCGUUACCGAAACUUAAAAAAAUCGACAAAUUGAUUUUAGGAUGUUAUUUUAUCUGUACUUUUAUUAAUAUUCACCUUUAUAUUUUUCAGAAAUACAAGCACGACUCAAAGAAAUUGCACAACACAGUAAACAAACCAACCCGCAACACCGACAACUUCCGCGACGUCAUCUUCUCAAACUCGCGUCUUCAGCAACUUUGGUCCAAAAUCAACCAAAACGACGAAGUUUCCAAAGCCGAGCUCUCCGAUCUCCAUCGUCAAUUCAAUGAUCUCAAAAUGAAAAUAAAAGAAUAUGAAAAGGUACAAGAAGACCUGGAAGAAGUUGAUGAAAACAAAGUUCAUGACACUGUGGAUCAUCAACAACUUGUGAAAGAACAUAAAGCUUUGAAUGGAGAGAUUGAGGACAGUUUUCAACAUUUGAACGCUGAGAUUGAGGCUGUUUUGGAGAAUCCAUUUGAGAAUGAAAGGGUGCGGAAGCUUUGGAUUAAGGUUGGUUUUAGCUUUUUUCUGAAUUUUAAAUUGCAAUAACUUUCUUUACAAAACAAAACAUUACAAAAACUUUGUUUACAGUACAAAAAAUGACAAGAACGUUCUUUACAACUGAAAAAAUAGCAAAAACUUUUUUUAAAAAACAAAAAACCUUAUUUUGUCGUAUAAAUUGUCACCCGCAGGCUGCGAAACAAAAUAAAGGCUGUUUGGUGGAAAAAUGGCAAGAACUUUCUUUACAAAACAAAAAAUGGCAAGAACUUUCUUUACAAAACAAAAAAUGGCAAAAACUUUCUUUACAGAACAUAAAAUGGCAAAAAAAGUUUUUUUGAAUUACAGGGUGCGCUAAAAGUUCUGUUACAAAACUUUACCGGUCGUUUUCUCGAUGUUUCGGUAAAAUUAUUUAAAUAAAAAAAUCGAUUUUUCUUCCAAGAACCAAGAAAAUUUCGUUAACAAAAUCAAAAUUUUUUUCUUUGUCGCCGCUCAAUUUUGUCAUCGAUUUUGUCAUCGAAUCGCUUUUCCGAAUUUAGCGAACCGAAAAGCGGUGGAAACCACAAGUUAUUGUGGAAUGAAAAACAUGUGUUCCACGUGAAUUCGUCGAUGUAAUGGGAUCAAAAAGCAGCGGAAACCCCGGGGUAUUUUCAGAAAUAUAAUCGUAUCAUCAGUUUUGUCAAAAACAAAAAAUGCUUUAGCGGGAGACAUGUUAUACGAUGAACUCUUUUGGAAACUUGAAAAUUUCUGUUUUUAUUGUUUGGAAAGAAAGUUGUUGCGUUUCUUGAUUUGUAAAGAAAGUUCUUGCCAUUUUUUGAUUUGUAAAGAAAGUUUUUGUCAUUUUUUGUUUUGUAAAGAAAGUUCUUGCCAUUUAAAACAAAUUUUAGCUUAAAAUAACGAUAAAUGCAAAAAUUUUUUAAAUAUGAAUUUUUAGUGCCAGACAGUACCAAAAAAAACAAAAUUAAAAAAUUAAAAAAAAAUUUUACUAACCCGCCCCUCAUUCCAGGCCAAGAACACGCCCAAACUCAUUCCAAACGAGCUGAAUGCCAUAAAAUCCGAGCUCCGUCACCUGGAUCGUCACUUUUUGCAACUACAACAUCAUGAUGACAUAAUGGAUGAGCACAAGUCGCUUCAUGCUAUUGAGGAUGAUCCGAAUUUGGCGUCGAUGACGGACCAGAAGGACAAGAUAUUACACAAACUGACAAAAUUGGAGACCUACUUGAACGAAAAGCUUCAUCAUACUGAGCUUUGA
Molecule: messenger RNA, 2497 nt
Organism: Bursaphelenchus okinawaensis
Lineage: Eukaryota; Metazoa; Nematoda; Chromadorea; Rhabditida; Aphelenchoididae
Source: the annotation of a GenBank genome assembly